UUCUCCUGCAACUUCCACCUGUGUAUUAACGACUCCGCUGACCCAGCAGAUCCCGCGGACUGGACGAAAUCGCCGCAACUGAGCGAGAGCACAGCGUGGGACGGUAACCUGGAUCUUCAGGAGAGCAGAAGACACCAGUCCGCCACCCCUUCUUCUUCUUCGUCUUCUUCCUCCCCUCCCACUUCUUCUUCCUCUCCUUCCCCUCGCCCUGCGACCGCCGCCGCCGCCGCCAUCCUCCCCUCCUCGGAAUCGCACCCUGCCUCCUCCUCCUCCUCCUCCUCUUCCCACUAUUCCUCCUCUCGCCCCCUCCGCCCUCUGUCCACCCUCGGAUCCCGACAACCUGGCCUCUUCCAGCGGCCUCCGACGGUGCUCCCCUCCUCCUCCUCCUCCUCCCCCUCCUCCUUCCCGUGCUUCAGCCAAAUCAUCGGCGGGCCUCCUGCAGCGCCUUCGCCCGUCAUCAGGGAGCCGUCGGCUGUAAAGGUGUGCGUCGACCUCGACUCCACGCGAUGGUACAAGCCCCCCCGCCCGCCCAAGGACUCGGUGACCGUCGGUGACGACCCAAGGGCUGCUGCUGCUGCCGCGGAGGAGGAAGAACCCCUGCUUAAGGGCGAGGACGAGGAAGGGUCCGGCGGACAGCCCCCCCAUCCCCCCUGGCUUCUUCAGUCUCUUUCUCAGACACAAGAGGACCGGGGAGGCCUGGGUUUUGCUCGGAUGCGCAUAAAAGCCGAAAAAGACAAGAUGACGAUGAGGAGCGAAGCCAUGCGCUACUGGCGAUCAAUCCAUAACAAGUACUCGCUUCUCAAUGGCUUCAGCCGGCAGCGGCGCUCAGCCAUGGCCAAGAAGCAGCGGCAGCGCAUAAAGGACCGUAACAACAUGUCCAUCUUCUUCGUGCUGGUGUUCCUGCUGGUGUUCAUCGUGAUCCUGAUCGCGGAGGUGUUCUUCAUCGACGAGCACCGCACCGGCAUGCUCUUCAUGGGCAAGAGGCCCUCCGACUUCGACCCGAUGGGCGACAUCCCGGACUACUUCAUGGACGACAAGAAGCUCGUGGGGCAGCUCGAGAUCGACACCUACCGGCGGCAGGAGCUGUCGGUGAAGGGCAAGACGGGCAACAACGAGGAGCGCUUCUUCAGGAAGAACGUCGACGAGACCCACCUCAUGGCCAGGGUCACGGGCAACAUCGUCAAGUCCGUGCACGGCAUCACCAAGGUGGACUGGCUCAAGAUGCUGGGCCUGAAGGAGGUCGAGUACUACGGCCAGAACAGCUCGGCGACGGACGCCCACUGGGUCCCCGUCUACCACACGAAGCACAAGUUCUACGUCUACUCCGCCUACUACGACGACCGCAAGGGCAGGAUCAUCCGGGUCAUAGGCACCACGCAGACCAAGAAGAGCGACCGCGUCUGGUGCAAGUACUGGUACUCGAACUCCAGCACGCUCAUCGUCAACGGCGCCAUCAAGAUCAUCCGGGAGAACUGGAACCUCAAGUACUCCGCCUGCUUCAUCGCCUGCCCCCUCACCAUCUACAAGAACGGCAAGCAGCCCAUCCCGCCCCCGGAGAGCGUCUCCGUCAUGGCCGACCCGGGCGGGAACGCCACCAACAAGCUGCGGGUGAUGAACCUCGACGUCAACAAGGACGAGGUGAAGAACGGCUUCGCCGUGUGCGUGAAGCCCUUGCACUUCGACUACAACAACAUCAACCAGAUGAUCGAGUUCAUAGAGCUCAACAAGAUCCUCGGGGUGGAGCACUUCACCCUGUACAACCACACCAUAGGGAAGGACGUGGACUGCAUCCUGAAGAGGUACUCGGACCUGGGACUGAUCAACAUCCUGCCGUGGAAGCUGGACAUCAAGUCGCAGAAGGAGAUCAGGACGGAGGGGCUGUUCGCCGCCCUCAACGACUGCCUCUACCGGUACAUGUACCAGUACAAGUACAUCCUCAUGAUCGACCUGGACGAGUACAUCGUGCCCCACACGAACACCAGCCUGCCGGAGUUGCUGAGGUACCUCCACACGAAGGCCGACGCCAAAAAGAUAGGGGCCAUCAGCUUCCAGAACUCGUUCUUCUACCUGCAGUGGCCCGAUGACCCCAGCAGCGCCUCCCUGCCGCCCUUGGUGACCCUGAGGAAGACCAGACGUCGCCAGAGGUUCCUACCGCACAAGCAGAGAUCGAAGUACAUCGCAGUGACGCCCUUCGUCGUGGAAGCAGGUGAGAUGAAUGAAUGA
Messenger RNA from Macrobrachium nipponense, 2223 nucleotides. RefSeq lists its product as uncharacterized. The transcript is spliced from 5 exons. Gene Ontology annotation, cellular component: cytoplasm. The record is from RefSeq and is a predicted model, not a curated record. NCBI's taxonomy places the organism in Eukaryota, Metazoa, Arthropoda, Malacostraca, Decapoda, Palaemonidae. The annotation marks the transcript as partial. Gene Ontology annotation, molecular function: glycosyltransferase activity.